UUCUGAACAAAUGCUAUUUAUGGUUUGUUUCUACAAAACGAACGUUAAGAAAUUUGAGGUUGUCUAGAAGAAAAUAACACUGUCGUAAGGGGGUCUUGACAAACACCAUGAACACAGCCGAUUUUCAGACACAUUUAACCGCUAUAAUUGAAAUCAUGGUGAGAACCGCUGCUGCGGAAAUAAGCAAACUAUUCGAGGAGAACUCACUGCUGCUGCGAAUGGAGAUCUUACGAUGUACAAACGAAAACGAGUCUCUGAAAAAGAAAUGUAAUUUUCUGGAGAACGAACUUGAGUCUGCCCGGAAAACCGCUGGAGAGAUGAACGGGACACAAGCACCACUCAGCGUUACAGAAACUGGACAACCUCCCACAAUUGACAAUGUGUUUGGUAAGGAAUGGUGCAUGAACCUCUGGAGACAGGAGGAGUCAGGGUUUGGAGAGCCGGAGGAUGCACAAAAGCCAAUAGAUUUGCUUGAUGGAGAACCAGAUAUGAUUAUGAUUAAAGAUGAGACGAAGAAUGCCAGUUGCUGUUUAAACGGUAGACCUGAGGACAACAAAAGCAGCAGUCUGACAGGACCAGCGAUGUCCAAUGAUGAGAGAUGUGCUGACCAGAAGUCUGAUGAUUAUAUCACAUACACUGUGCCUUCAGAUGAACAAGCCCAAUCGCAUGUACAGCAGCCACAACCAGAAGAGCAAAGUCUUCAUAGGACAAUUCAUGCGCAUGGACACAUUACAACAGAUGUAAAUUUCAACCACAUGAAAGUUGAAGCGCAAAUGAUGAAAUACAAGUGUGUGUUCUGUGACAGACCCUUUAAAUAUAUAAGCCAUUUGCAAAGACAUAUGCGGAAACACUCUGGAGAAAAACCAUACGUCUGUGCAAUCUGUGGUCGACGAUUCGCUCAGAAAACGUAUCUCACAACUCACGAGCGCACACACUCCGGCGAAAGGCCGUAUGCUUGCAUUGAUUGCGGAAAGAGUUUCUCUCAGAAAAGCUCUCUAAAUGUGCAUCUCCGAAGCCACACUGGAGAAAAGCCAUUUAGCUGCUUAAAGUGCGGUAAAAGCUACACGUACAAAAUUGCUCUUAAAACACACCGAUGUUAGAGUAGAAAUGAGCCAUUACUGAAUAUAUUGUGUACUUUUAGAUUGAAACUGUUGUGGGUCAUUAUUAAAAUAUUCCCGUUUUCUGUUUGAUGAACAGAAGGAAAUACGUUGCUGACUGAAAUAUAUUAAAAAAAAUGAAAAAAAGUUGAUUGAAUUGUUUAGCAUAAAGAUUGAUUAUAAAUGCAAUAGAUUUAGGACAGUAUAAAUGUAAAUGCUCACCGACACUAAAGUGUCCCAUAGUAAAUUCCUUUUAAGCAAUAUAUAAUUGUUUAUACACUGUGAAAUGUGUUCUUGUGAAGCUACUAGAGAGAAUGAACUAUGGAUUUGUUCUUGCUGUAAUUUUGUAGCUAACCUUAAUUAAUCUUAAUUAUAUUUUUACCUUUUGCCCUAUAUGAAGUGUUUACUGUUUUCUAAAUUAAACAUUAGUUUUAUUUAAUUAAUGUGGUUGUGUUUAAUUUAUUGUUUGUUUUUGGGUAAUGUAAUGCUUUAGGGACAAGGACAUGUAGGCGUCUGAAUCAAAUUUGAGCUGCAAAAGAGAAUUUAUAUACAGUGCAUCCAGAAAGUAUUGAUAGCGCUUCACUUUUUCCACAUUUGUUUUGUUACAGCCUUAUUCCAAAAUUGGUUAAAUUAUUUUAUUUCCUCAAAAUUCUACACACAAUACCACA
Molecule: messenger RNA, 1765 nt
Organism: Danio aesculapii
Lineage: Eukaryota; Metazoa; Chordata; Actinopteri; Cypriniformes; Danionidae
Product: zinc finger protein 37 homolog
Exons: 4
Coding region: 108-1100 (330 amino acids)
Biological process (GO): regulation of transcription by RNA polymerase II
Cellular component (GO): nucleus
Molecular function (GO): DNA-binding transcription factor activity, RNA polymerase II-specific; RNA polymerase II cis-regulatory region sequence-specific DNA binding
Source: RefSeq, a predicted model, not a curated record